GCAUCUGUGGAAUGGACCAGCCACCAGCUUGAGAAGGGGAAAUUCCUGAAACUUGUAGACAUGGGCUUCUGGAACCAGCUGAAACUUUUGUUGUGGAAAAAUAUCACCCUGAAACGUCGGAAACUGGUGGUAUUGCUUUUUGAAUUGACCAUUCCUCUGGUCCUUUUCUUCAUUCUCAUGGCCAUAAGGAAGAAGCAGCCUGCAUAUCCAAUUGGAUCCAAUGAGUACUUGGUUUCACCUCUUCCAAGUGCUGGAGUUAUACCUGUGAUGCAGUCAUUCUGUGAUGUUAGAGAUCAUGAUGAUUAUGGGUUCCCAGUUUUUCCCAAUAGCAGUGUGGAGGAGGUCUUGGAGCAUCUGCAUGCACUAGCAAUGGAGAACAACUUCUUCCAACCAGACUUCACUCCAGAAGAAUUGGAAGACAUUCCUAGUAUAUAUCGAGAGAUUGUUGAAGAUCCUCUUGCUCUUCAUCGGGCAUUGCUUCAGAGCAGAAGCUACAAAUUAUCAGACUUCUUCAGUGCCAAGGACCAUCACGCUUCUCUCCAGCCAAUUAUGGAACAGCAUUUACUAUUGAAUGCUACCAAUGCUGAUGCUCUGCUCAAGUCAACAGUGAACCUGCCAGUUAUUUAUGAACUGAUGGUGCAGGAACUCAAAAAUGAUUCUUCUGCCAACAUAUCCAAGAUCAGCCCAUAUGCACAACAAAAUGUGAAAGCUUUUGACAGCUUGCUGAAGGAAAGGAAUGCUGAAAACCUGUGGGAUAUCAUUCAGUUUUUAGCAGUCAGUGAUCCUGAGUGGGGCAUGCAAGUCUUUCUUGAUGGUAUUAAAGGCAAACUUAUGGUCAUGGAUUGGAUCCAUGCACCAGAAAUGCUACAGAAGCUAUGUGCCUACCUACCUCUGGUUCUUGUUCCUCCCCUCAGUGACCCCAGCUAUUCAAUUCUGCAAAAGUCCAUCAGGCAGUUAUGUUCAUUGUCUCAAUCUCAAUGGGAUGCUUUCUCUUUGGCUGUUCUUCCUUACUUCAAUAAGGACUCUCUAAUUAAAGCAGUGGCUACAAAUGGCUGGAACAAGACAGCUGUCAAGGGAAGAUUGAAUAAUCUGAGGCUGAAGCUGUAUAAGUUUCACAAGUUCACUCACACACUGAAAGCUCUUGACUCCUUGGCAGAAGCAUUUCCCCAGGAUAUCUGCCUAGAUCCAGCAUCCCCUAAUGUUCUUGGAAAAACCAGUCAAGUACCCAUAAUGGCCAAUGAGACUUUGCAUUUGCUGGAUAUAAUUGGUCAGUAUGCAAAUGGGAUCCUAAAUGUCUCAGCUGAGAUUCGCGCUUUCUUAAUGGAAAACAAGACACAGAAAGCACUCCGUGAAAUGAGGGAUAUCCAUUCAGGAUUGAGGAUAGUCACAGAUGAUGUCAAUUAUGAACUUUAUCAUCAAAAAUAUUUGGAGAGCCACAAUGAAUUCAUCACUCCAGAUCAGGCAAGUCUAUUACUUGAAUCGCUAUUACGACAACUGAAGAACAUAUCGAAUGCUGCUUGCAGUUGGCUGGCUCUCACAUCUGGAAUUUCACUUGACAUUUUCAUGGGUUUUCCAUCUGAAGAAGACCUAAUGGACUACUACAUGAACAAAGCUUAUUGGGAUAAUGUCACUGUACUUGCAGCUGUCCUUUUCAACAUGACUGAAGAUGGAAAAAUGCCUAAUCACAUCAACUACACGAUUAGGCAAAAUGCAUCAUUUACCUGGGACACCAACAUGGUCCGAGAACGCUUCUGGUUUCCUGGUCCUCGUCAUUGGGGUUCCUAUUACUACCGGUUUGGCUUUGUAUGGAUUCAAGACAUUCUUGAACGAGCGAUGAUAUCUCUGUAUGCUGGAGUUGAGAUUGUGUCUCCUGGGAGCUACAUUCAAGAAAUGCCAUAUCCUUGCUACAUGGAGGAUGAAUUUUUUUUCAUGAUUCAGCAUGUCAUGCCACUUUGCCUUACUAUAUCAUGGGUAUAUUCAGUUGCCAUACUUGUUCAAAAUAUUGUCUGCGAGAAAGAGCAGCGAUUGAAAGAGGUGAGUAUCAUGUUCCUCCAUAGCUGUAGAGGCAUCUAUUGGGUGAUGAAGAUGAUGGGACUGACUAAUGGUGUUCAUUGGGUGGCAUGGUUUAUUACAAGUCUUAGUCAAAUGUCUAUCACAGUGGUUGCCCUGACACUCAUCCUGAAAUAUGGGAAGAUUCUCACCUAUAGUAACCCCUGGAUCAUCUUCCUCGUGCUUGAGAUCUUUGCGAUUGCCAAUAUUAUCUUCUCGUUCCUUAUCAGCGUGUUAUAUUCAAAAGCAAAGUUGGCUGCAGCUUGUGCAGGGAUUAUCUACUUCCUUUGCUACAUCCCAUACAUGUACCUGGCAGUGAGAGAAGACAGUGCACAUGACGUUAUCCCAGCAUGGCUUCGAUUUCUAGCUCAUGUUGUGUUAGUGCUAAAUGGUUGUAAUUUCUUGAAACCUUCCCAGUCCUUGCUGUCUACUUCUGCAUUUGGACUGGGGUCCAAGUAUUUUGCCUUCUAUGAAGAAGUGGGUGUUGGUGUGCAGUGGGACAAUUUUUACAAGUCUCCAGUGGAGGAUGAUACUUACAAUCUGCUCAGUGUCACCAUCAUGAUGAUUCUCGACUCCUUCAUAUAUGCCCUUCUUGUAUGGUACAUUGAGAAUGUCCAUCCUGGAUCAUAUGGUAUCCCCAAGCCCUGGUAUUUUCCAUUUCUGACAUCUUACUGGAAGGAUGGUCGAACAGAGGAUUGUGGUUUCAGUCUCAAGCAACUGUUGAAGAGGCUUUUUCAAAGUUCCUCCACGCUCUCAGUCAUGGAUGAAGAUCUUGCAUGUGCCUUGGAGAGCCGAAGAGAUGAUGAAGAAAGACUCUUUGAGGAAGAACCUGGCCACAUUCCACUAGGAGUAUGCAUUGAGAGUUUGACCAAGACUUAUCAUGGAAGCAAUCGCCCUGCUGUCUAUAAUCUUUCCAUUAACUUAUAUGAAGGACAAAUUACAACAUUGCUUGGACACAAUGGAGCUGGAAAGACCACCACAAUGUCUAUUUUAUCUGGGCUAUUUCCACCCACACAUGGCCGUGCAGUGAUCUAUGGACAUGACAUCAGAUCUUCCAUGGACCUCAUUAGACAUUCCCUUGGGAUGUGUCCUCAGCAUAAUGUCCUCUUUGAUGACCUCACUGUUGAAGAACAUUUCUGGUUCUACUCCUGCCUAAAGGACAAUGGUGCCCUUUUUCUGGAAGAAAACAUGGAGAGGCUCCUCAGUGACUUAAGUCUCUUGGAGAAACGACACAUGAAGGUGCACUGCUUGAGUGGAGGGAUGAAGCGAAAGCUCUCUGUUGGAAUUGCUUUUGUGGGUGGCAGUAAAAUAGUUAUCCUGGAUGAGCCCACUGCUGGUGUUGAUCCAUGUUCAAGGAGGAGCCUCUGGGACUUCAUUGCUCAAUAUAAGAAAGGGCGAACGAUCCUCUUGUCAACACAUCACAUGGAUGAGGCAGACAUCUUGAGUGAUCGCAUUGCAGUCCUGUCCAAUGGAAAAGUAAAAUGCUGUGGAUCAUCUUUAUUCUUGAAAGCCAAGCUUGGAGAGGGUUACCAUCUCCAUGUAGUGAAGGAGCAUACAGAUGAUGAGACUGGAUCACCCAGGUCCUUCACAUCCAAAUGCCAGGAAAGAAGAGUGACUUCAUUCAUUCAGAAACAUAUACCUACUGCAUAUCUGGUCUCAGAAACCCAUCAUGAGCUUCAUUAUGUCCUUCCAAUGCAUGAACUCCAUCGAGGACACUUCCCUCCUCUCUUCCAGGACUUAGAAGGAACCAAAACAAGGCUGCAUAUACAGAGUUAUGGAAUCAUGAAUACAAGUAUGGAGGAAGUGUUUCUCAAAGUAGCCUCAGACCUUCCAAAAAGCCGCUCUACAAGUUUUGGCCAUAAUGAAGGUGAAAGUUCACUAGAUGGAAGGCUCCCUGGGCAAAAUGAAGAUGAAGACUCUCAGCUUCUUGAUUUGAUGGAUGAUAAACUGGAUGGAUCAGCGGAUUCGGAGUCAGGGCUAGGGAAACUGGUCCUUGUAGAUAGUGAUGAAGAACCCUCCAUACCUUCACAAAGAAGCAGACAUGAUAGAGUCAUAGAUGAUGAUGUUCCACUUCUGGAUGAUGUGAAUGUAGAGGACUUUCUAGUGAAGCAGGAUUCGGAUGGAACUCAUCCUGAGAAGAUAGUCUGUGCCAAAUUUCAAGGAGGAUGCAGAUCCAACAUGCUGCAAGGAAGGCCUCUCAUGUGCCAACAGUUUUGGGCCAUUCUAUUGAAGAGAUACCUCUGCACCAAACAUAAUUGGAAAGGUCUCUUCUCACAGAUCCUUCUGCCAGCUUUCUUUGUUGCAGUGGCAAUGUCAGUGGCUUUGACUGCUCCUCGAGUUCAAGAGUUUCAUCCUCUCAUUCUCUCCCCAUCUCAAUAUUACAACUAUACUCAGCCAUAUGGGAAUGCAGUUCCUUUUGCAAGCAAUGGAAGAGACCUGAAUGAAUCAAAGAUUCAUACAGAGGCUGACUCAAAGAAGAUCAUGGAGACCAUCCACCUUCCAUCUGGGAUUGGUGCCACUUGUGUCCUUUUGGAUCCUUUCAACACAUUCAAUUUCAGUGAUUUCAAUUUCACUGUCCGGGACUUUGAGCUCUUGGCUGAUUAUUUUGAGCCAGGAUGUUCCAGUGUGUUUGUUCCAGGACGCCCCUUCUUUAAUUUUGUGCCUCCUGCACCAACAGUAGAACCAUCAUCAUUUCCACCCAAUGGUACAUCUCCCUCAAAUGGUACCACCAGAGCCUACCCUGACUGCUGGUGUUCUGAUGAUCAGACUGGAUUUGUAUGUGAUUCAUCUGGAUAUGAACCUCCAUCCUCAUUUGAAGUAGUCACCGAUGAUAUUUUGUUUGAUGUCUCUGGUCAAAAUGAAUCUGAGUAUUUGCUCUACACGACUGACACAUUCAGGUUGAGGAGGUAUGGUGGCUUGUCAUUUGGGCACUUGAGAGAAUUUGUGCCGCUUGAUUUUGGAGUUGAUGCUCCACCAUUGUUCCAGAAAAUUGCCAUUCGACAUGCAGUCAAAAUAUGGUAUAAUAAUAAGGGAUUUCAUUCCAUGCCAACUUAUGUGAACACCAUGAACAAUGCCAUACUCAGAGCCAAUUUGCCUUUUGAAAAAGGGAACCCUGCUGCCUAUGGCAUCACUGUCAUUAACCACCCCUUCCAAGAUUCUGGUGGACUGUGGCAACUGGAACAGCUUCUUCAAGGAACAGAUAUCAUGAUAGCAAUUUUUAUCAUUGCAGCCAUGAGCUUUGUACCUGCUAGCUUCAUUCUCUUCCUAGUCUAUGAGCGAUCCUCAAAGGCAAAGCAUCUUCAGAUGGUGUCUGGUGUUCAUCCCAUCAUUUAUUGGGUUGCAAAUCUGUGUUGGGAUAUGUGCAAUUAUGUGGUUCCUGCUCUGGUGAGCAUUUUAAUUCUACUCAUCUUCCAAAUACCUGCCUAUACUUCAAGAAACAAUUUUCCUGCUGUUGUGGCUCUCUUCUUCAUGUAUGGAUGGUCAAUGACUCCAGUGAUGUAUCCUGCCUCAUUCUUGUUCAAAGAAUCCAGCACAGCAUAUGUGUUCCUUAUAGUCAUCAACUUGUUUGUUGGGAUGACAUGCCUGGUCACAUCUUCUGUCCUUCAACAUCUGGGAAGGAUCCAUGACAUACUGAGGAUUAUCUUCCUGGUAUUCCCCAAUUAUUGCCUUGGUAGGGGACUCAUGGACAUCGCAUUCAAUGAAUAUCACAACAACUUCAUGCUCCAAACAGGUGAAACCACAUUUUCUUGUAUCUGUAACAAAUUAUGCUGCUCAAGAAUUGAAAGAUGGGCAAAAGAAAAGGACAUAUCACCACAUCAUACUAGUGUUUGCUGUUCUUGCCAAGCAGGCCAGAUGUCAUCAAUGCAUUCUCCAUUUGAAUGGGACUUGGUGACACGAAAUUUGGUUGCUAUGGGGAUUUCAGGCAUCAUCUUCUUUAUUGUCACCCUCUGCCUUGAAUUCAAAUUCUGCCAAAGAUCUCAGAUCUUAAAAGUGGAAGGAAGAGAGGAAAAUAAGAAUGAAGAUGAAGAUGUCCAGGAGGAGAGGCAGAGGAUCAUGAGUGGGAGAUCAUCACAGGAUAUAAUAUGCCUGAAGAACUUGACCAAAAUCUACACAACCAAAAAGCAAGGCAUCCACCUUGCUGUUGAUCAUCUUUGCAUUGGCCUCCCUCGAGGAGAAUGUUUUGGGUUGCUGGGGCUUAAUGGGGCUGGGAAGACUACAACAUUCAAGAUGCUCACUGGAGACACAUCAAUCACAGAAGGAGAUGCAAUUGUGGCUGGUCAUAGCAUCCAAAGAGACAUGAAGCAUGUCAAGUCCUACAUUGGAUAUUGCCCUCAGUUUGAUGCUAUAUAUGAUGAGCUCACUGCACGGGAACACAUCCAGCUCUAUUGUCGGUCUGUAGAAAAGUUUUCCAUUUGCUGUCAUAAAGAGAACCUCUGUUCUUUCGAUCUGUCCCUAUAUCUUAGCCUAUAUGAAUGUAGGUUUCGUGGAAUACCAAAGCAGGAGGAAGAAGAGGUGAUCUCAUGGACUCUGAAAAAAUUAGAUUUAAUGAAGUAUGCUGAUCAGGAGUCACGUACUUACAGUGGAGGUAACAAGCGAAAACUCUCUGCUGCCAUUGCUCUUAUUGGUGGACCUCCUGUCAUCUUUCUGGACGAGCCAACAACUGGAAUGGAUCCUCAUUCUCGCCGCUUCCUUUGGGACUUGAUACAAGAGCUGGUGAGAGAAGGGCGCUCUGUGAUCCUCACUUCACAUUCUAUGGAGGAAUGUGAAGCAUUAUGUACACGAUUGGCCAUCAUGGUCAAUGGUUCCUUCAAAUGCCUUGGAUCCACUCAGCACCUGAAAAACAGGUUUGGAGAUGGGUAUUCUAUUAUUGUUCAUACCAAGAAAGCAGAGAAGGGAUCAGUUGAGGUCUUCUUCUCUCAGAAUUUUCCUCAGGCUGAAUUGAAGGAUCGGCAUCACAGUAUGCUCCUGUAUGAGAUGAAGUCGUCAGAUAUAUCUUUGGCCGAAAUCUUUGAGAAGCUGGAAUAUGCCCUUUCGGAGCUCCCAAUCAAGGGCUAUUCUGUGUCUCAGAACACACUUGACAGUGUGUUCAUAAACUUCGUGAAGUAUCAGAGUGAGGAGCAUGGAAGGAGAUGCAUCAACAGGGGAAACAGCAGUCCAUUUGUGAUCUAGUCCAUAUCUUCUCCCUGCUUCUGCAACCACGAACUUCAGACUGAAUGCUCUGCAGUAUUUGAUUGAUUUCUCUGUUCAUAUUUUGUUUGCAUAUCCUGAGAUGUCAAAAGUUUUGAUGACAUAUCUUUGUGUGAAGCCAUGGCUAUCCUGUGAUUUCUGUGCAUCAGUCAUUGAUGGCAUCCAUAACCCAAGUGAAACUGACUCAUGAUCUCUAUUAUCCAUUGUCAGUCAUGGUGUAAUGCUAUGGGUAAACCUUUAGAUUUUGUGAUUUUGUUGUCUUUCAUGUUCCUACUUUUGAUUUCUGAGUAAAAACUUGAAUUAAAAAAUGAUAUCGACA
This is a messenger RNA of Darwinula stevensoni, 7555 nucleotides long. Lineage: Eukaryota; Metazoa; Arthropoda; Ostracoda; Podocopida; Darwinulidae. The record is from the annotation of a GenBank genome assembly.